Molecule: messenger RNA, 1908 nt
Organism: Lasiodiplodia theobromae
Lineage: Eukaryota; Fungi; Ascomycota; Dothideomycetes; Botryosphaeriales; Botryosphaeriaceae
Exons: 6
Coding region: 1-1908 (635 amino acids)
Biological process (GO): DNA-templated transcription
Molecular function (GO): DNA binding; zinc ion binding
Source: RefSeq, a predicted model, not a curated record
AUGGAUGCAGGUAGCAUCUCCGUCGCUCGCUCCACGACUGGUUCUGAUUAUCGAAGGGAUCUCCAAGGCUUUUUCGAUGCAGACAGAAUCCGCUUGUUGGAACAAAUUGUCGAGCACUCCACCGGGACCGUGUGCUUCGAGAAAGCACGUCUUGCCCAUCUUCUCGCCUCUCUCCGCCCAGCAGCUCAUGACUAUGGCCCUCGUGCGACCAGCGAAGAUGAAGAUUUCACCAUCAACCCCGUGUCUCCCACCUCGGCAUUGUAUUCCGGAGAGCUCUCUCACUCCAACUUCUCGCUCCGGCUUCAGCAGAGAGUUGAACGUCGGCUGAACGAAGCGGUACCCGAACUACAAGGCAGACCGGAUGCUCCAGCAGAUUCACCAUCGGCGAUCAAGCUUCGCUCUCAGGCAUCCGUUGUCAUCGAUGCGGUCAGCUCUUUCCCACCAGCCGAAGUUGCAGCGUUCCUUGCCGACGUCUUUUUCAAAUUCGCCCAGACAAAUUAUUCGUACGUCGACGAGCAAACCUUGCGGCAAAAACUGGGAAGAUUCUAUUCGCUGUCUCCAGAGAUAGAUAUCAACGACGCACCUUGGGUCUGCACCAUCUUGAUGAUCUUUGCCAUCGGCACACAGUUCGCCCAUCUCAGUUCAUCAGCGGAAGAUGGCACAGACCAUGGAGCGGACGACAUUCUGGCGCUGGAAUUUUACCACAAGGCUUCUGGACUCAUCUCAGACGUCAUCGCAGUUGCUUCCAUCGAAAGCGUACAGGCGUUCCUCUUACUCGGCGUGUACACUCUUCCCAUCGAUGCCGCGGGCUUGUCCUGCACCUAUCUCGGCAUUGCCAUCAAGAUUGCCACGCAAAACGGCAUGCAUCGCAAGCACCACAAGACACUUGCAUCUCGGCAGGUCGAGCUACGAAGGAGAUUAUGGUGGACUGCGUAUACGCUGGAACGGCGGAUAUGCGUUUUGCACGGGAGACCCGUGUCGAUCUCACGAGCGGAAAUUGAUGUGGACCUGCCCCAAGAUCUGCCAGAGCUACGAGAGGCGCCACCAAUCCACGCGUUGCCGAAUAUGUUGGCUAUGAUUAGGCUUACAGAGACCCUGGAGAACGCCAAGGAAGCCAUAUUCGCGUUCAAGAGGGCGGCUAGAAAACGAAGCCCCGCUUUGAUACAGCCAGUCCUACAGCUAAAGCAAGAACUGCAGCAGUAUUGGCAAAGCCUGCCCGAAGACACGUUCUGCAGAGACUUGACGCCGGGGAAACCGCUAUUUCGUUUCAACAUUCACUUGGCUCUGAUGUAUCACCUCAUUUUCAUUUUCCUCGGUCGCUCCUUUAUACUCAAAGGAAGCACUUUUGAGACGGUGGAAAACGUACAGAUGCCGGAGUGGACCGAGAUGCGCGACGAGCUUGUUAACGAUUGCAUCCGCGGUGCCCUAGCCGUCAUUGACCUCUGUCAGACUUUGGACAAUGAGAUGGGAUUAGCCAGAUCAUCAUACACCGAGUUUACUUCCUGCUGCGCUGCUCUGCUAGCAGUGCUCGCGCGGCGCAUAUCAGUGCGGAACACUCGCUUGCAGACUGCAUGCGACGCGGGGAUCAAGCUCCUCAAAAAGAUGUCGGUGGGAGUCUUCUCCGACAGUUCUGAGAAACUCACGGUGGAAGCUCUCGAGACGGCCAUCCAUCGGCUGGACAGCUGCAGCGUGGCCUCGCCUGCCGCCAGUGGAGUCGCUUAUGCGCAGUUCAGACAGUGGGCCAUGAACCGGCAACACACACAAUGCAACGAGCCGGCGACGCCACGUCAGACAACGACGAACACUCCGCAAAAUGCUGAUGCCAUGCAGGGUCUUUACUCGUUUGGAUUGGACGAUCUGUCCUCGCUGCCAGGAUUGGACCAGUGGUUCGAAUUCGGUCUCCAUUAG